Sinocyclocheilus rhinocerous is the source of this 1930-nucleotide messenger RNA. Its product is annotated as tripeptidyl-peptidase 1-like. The coding region runs from base 62 to 1750 and encodes 562 amino acids. Gene Ontology annotation, molecular function: serine-type endopeptidase activity; tripeptidyl-peptidase activity. The transcript has 13 exons. Gene Ontology annotation, biological process: central nervous system development; proteolysis. NCBI's taxonomy places the organism in Eukaryota, Metazoa, Chordata, Actinopteri, Cypriniformes, Cyprinidae. The record is from RefSeq and is a predicted model, not a curated record.
UAUCACAUGAUCAGUACAUUAGGACACGGGCAUUGGUGCUGUUUUUAAGAUAUCAGGCUACAUGAACGCGAAAACAAUGCGGAUUGCUGUUUUUGUUCUGAGCUUUAUUUGGCUCGUCAAUGGGGAGCUGCUUGAGGCUGAUCAAGAUGCUUCUGUGCCUGAGGACUGGAUUCUGGUUGAAAGGGUGGGACCUUUGGAGGAAGUGGAACUUAUAUUUGCAUUAAAGCAGCAGAAUGUUAACCAGAUGGAAGAGUUACUGAAACUAGUGUCAGACCCAGAUUCACAUCAAUAUGGGAAGCAUCUGAGUUUGGAAGAAGUAGCUGCUCUUGUUCGGCCAUCUCAGCUGACCGAGAAAGUAGUGCAGAAUUGGCUCCAGAGUCAUGGGGUCAAAAACUGUCACACAGUUGUAACACAGGACUUCCUUCAAUGUGUCAUGACUGUGCAGGUGGCUGAAACAUUGCUCCCUGGCACUAAAUUUCACCGCUACAGGAGAGAUUCACACACUCUGUUGAGGUCAACAUCUCUAUACUCCGUUCAUGAAGAUGUGCAUCAGCAUCUAGACUUUGUGGGUGGUGUUCACCGUUUUCCACCAAAAGGAAAGGAUAUCAGUAAAGGCUGGGAAGGAGCAAGACAAUCAGCAUUAGGCUAUCACUUGGGCGUCACCCCCUCAGUCAUUAGGAGUCGCUACAACCUCACAGCAAAAGAUGUGGGCACUGCCACCAACAACAGUCAGGCAGUGGCACAGUUCUUGGAGCAGUACUACCACCCCGCUGACUUGGCUGAGUUCAUGAGUCUGUUUGCUGGAGGAUUCACACACAUGUCAGCUGUAGAGCGGGUUGUGGGCACUCAGGGCGGUGGGAAAGCCGGCAUUGAGGCCAGUCUGGAUGUGGAAUACAUCAUGAGCAGUGGAGCAAACAUUUCUACAUGGGUCUUCACAAAUCCAGGUCGUCAUGAGUCUCAGGAGCCGUUCCUUCAGUGGAUGGUGCUGCUUAGCAACAUGUCUGCAGUGCCUUGGGUCCACACUAUCAGCUAUGGAGAUGAUGAGGACAGCCUUUCUGAUGCCUAUAUGAACCGCAUCAACACUGAGUUCAUGAAAGCUGGCCUCAGAGGGAUUUCCAUGCUCUUUGCUUCUGGAGACAGUGGAGCAGGUUGUAGACACUUGACCAAGGAAAGAAAUACUUUUAGACCGAGUUUUCCUGCAUCCAGUCCCUAUGUGACCACUGUGGGGGGGACUUCUUUCAAGAACCCCUUCAAACUUACCUACGAGGUCACAGAUUACAUCAGUGGAGGUGGCUUUAGUAAUGUGUUUGCAAGGCCAGGUUAUCAGGUUGCUGCUGUUGAAGCGUAUCUGAAGAGUGUUCAGCCUCUACCUCCUCAGACAUAUUUCAACAUCACUGGAAGAGCCUAUCCAGAUCUAGCUGCGCUUUCUGACAACUACUGGGUUGUUACCAACCGUGUACCCGUACCAUGGAUCUCUGGAACUUCGGCAUCAACUCCAGUAGUGGGCGGAAUUCUCUCCCUCAUAAAUGACCAGCGCUUCCUGAAGGGUCUUCCCUCAUUAGGAUUCAUCAACCCUCGCCUUUACAAACUGCAAGGCAAAGGUCUUUAUGAUGUAACAGAGGGAUGUCACCUGAGUUGUCUGGAUGAUAAAGUUGAAGGGAAGGGUUUCUGUGCCUCCCCUUCAUGGGAUCCAGUAACGGGAUGGGGAACACCCAAUUAUCCUGCUCUUCUUAAAGCUCUUAUGGAUUGAGCUGCUGCUUGUUUAGUCAGAUUGCAAAAGAAAGGUCCACCCUUUUGCACACAUUUUUUUUUUUUACUCUAUUUUGUUUUUUCAUUUUUUUGCUGAAUCAUCUAAAUGAUGAUGCAUUGUAUAAUCAUAUCAAGAUAUCAUAGCUGUCAAUCAUCUAAUAAUCAUUUUCACAAAAUAAUG